CACGUGUAAGUAACACAUGUCCUAGUUGAUUAGGGAGAGCAGAGAGUCCACAGCUCUUUUUAAUUGCCGUGUCAUCUUGCCAAACCUGACACUGCUCUGUCGGUUCUGCGGUCAUGAGGACUUUUCUGCUAGCUUUGGUUAUGCUACUGUUCCUGUUCCAGGCCAUUCCAGGCAACGCCGAAAGAUGUUGGAAUGAGCGUGGCUCCUGCCGUGAAAAAUGUGGAAAGAAGGAACUGUUUUUCGUGUUCUGUGUGAGUGGUAAAGCGUGCUGUGUGAAGCCCAAGUACAAGCCAAAUAUACCACAGAAGUGAGCUGUGUUUUCAAGUCCAAGACCACAGACAUGAAGACAAACCUGUCCAGAGUCUGGCCUCAGUAGAUUUCUGAGCUUAAUUAAAAUACGUUUGGCUGAUGA
This is a messenger RNA of Chinchilla lanigera (long-tailed chinchilla), 412 nucleotides long. Its product is annotated as beta-defensin 122-like. Gene Ontology annotation, biological process: innate immune response. Lineage: Eukaryota; Metazoa; Chordata; Mammalia; Rodentia; Chinchillidae. Bases 114 to 311 code for a protein of 65 amino acids. The transcript is spliced from 2 exons. The record is from RefSeq and is a predicted model, not a curated record. Gene Ontology annotation, cellular component: extracellular region.